GCAUUGACCUUUACCGGAAGUCGUUGUUGUUGACUGACAGAAAUGGCGUAGUGUUUUUCUCUCUGUUGGUGAAGAAAUAUCGGACAAUAGCUGUUCUCAUGUGACGAAAUUGUUGAUAACUGCAACAGAGGACACCUCGUUUAUGUUCUGCUAUUCCCACGUAUCAAAAUGUCAGAAGAUUCUAGCGUAGCGCCAGGAGCAGAUGUGCGAAUAUGUAGGCGAAUUGACAGACCCGUGACUCCAGAACUUGUGCAUCAAGUGCAGGCACUGCCUCCUCAACUAAGUGUAGAGACUGAUAGCUCAAGCUCCCGUUCUUCCACACCCGGGGAAGAUAGUUCACAAGCAUCUUUGCCAAGGCCUGUGCGGUCAAGGAUCAUGCCCGAAUCAUCUGAGAGAGACAUCGAACUGUCGACAGCUCGUCCAGUAAAGGCCGAAACGUUUUGUGAUUGUUUGCGGUUAGGAAAGGAAAAGGAUUGCCGAUGUGGAGAGGACGAUCGCUAUUUUGAAUGGAACUGGGACGAUGACUCCAAGUCCUCGGCCACGAUUCUCCGUGCCGACAAGAGGGAGGUGGUGUUCCACACGGACUACAGCUGUGGUACAGCAGCAGUUCGAGGGUCACAGUCUAUGAAAGAUGAACAGUAUUUCUGGGAGGUCAAGAUGACAACACCAGUCUAUGGAACAGACAUGAUGGUGGGUGUCGGGACGCAGCACACGGACCUGGACAAGUACAAACAUAUAUUCUGCAGUCUGAUUGGUCGGGACGGUGAGAGCUGGGGUCUCUCGUACUGCGGCAGCUUACAUCACAAGAGUCUGAAGAAAGCCUACGCAUCUAAGUUUGGCCAGGGGUCCAUCAUUGGCGUGCAUCUCGAUAUGUGGCAUGGGAUGUUGUCUUUCUACAAGAACAGAAAACCUUUAGGAGUGGCAUUUAGAGGGCUUCAAGGAAAAACACUGUUUCCGAUGGUAUCGUCUACAGCUGCCCGUAGUGGCAUGAAAGUCGUCACAUGUCGCUCAUUCCGGACAUCGCUCCAGUUCAUGUGUUGCCAGGUGUUGAGGAGACUGAUCCCAAACCAUCUGAACGUCCUGGAGGCACUCACCCUUCCUCCCGGGCUCUGUGCGUUCCUGGAGAACAAUAUGGGCUGGUUGUUACAGUCCUGUUUUGGUCCUCAGUGUGGUCCCAAGGGAGGACAGAAACGGUCCCGGGACGAUAUGGAGAAUGAUUCCGAGAAGGAAGCUAGUCCGCCUGGAGUCAAACGGGCCCGAGUGGAAGCCACUCAGUCCUGACAACAGCCGUCUGCAUGGAAAACUUGGGCAGCAUUUUUGACUGAUGUCUUUACAAAUGUUGUUAAUCCUGUAUUAAGAUGGCUGUUGUCUUAUUCCAGGCUGCAUUUUGAGUGAUUGAUAGUCAGAUGGGAACAGAAUCUUUCUGUAACAGGGAUUUAUCGAGGAUUACUAACAAAGUGCCCUUGUCUGGCAAAUUGGGAAAAAUUGUUAUUUUGUAGUCCAUUGUUUGCCAUGUUCCACAUCAGCUUGUAAUCUGUUGUAUAUCUGUACCAGGGAUUUAUCUAGGAAACCAAACUAAGUGCCCUUGUCAGGCAAAUUUGAAAAAAAACAUUAUUUUGUUCAAA
Haliotis rufescens (red abalone) is the source of this 1625-nucleotide messenger RNA. Its product is annotated as SPRY domain-containing SOCS box protein 3-like. The record is from RefSeq and is a predicted model, not a curated record. Gene Ontology annotation, molecular function: protein binding. Lineage: Eukaryota; Metazoa; Mollusca; Gastropoda; Lepetellida; Haliotidae. Gene Ontology annotation, biological process: proteasome-mediated ubiquitin-dependent protein catabolic process. The transcript has 4 exons. The coding region runs from base 169 to 1281 and encodes 370 amino acids. Gene Ontology annotation, cellular component: SCF ubiquitin ligase complex.